This is a messenger RNA of Puntigrus tetrazona (Sumatra barb), 7444 nucleotides long. RefSeq names its product collagen, type IX, alpha 1b (gene col9a1b). Lineage: Eukaryota; Metazoa; Chordata; Actinopteri; Cypriniformes; Cyprinidae. Bases 129 to 2897 code for a protein of 922 amino acids. The transcript has 38 exons. The record is from RefSeq and is a predicted model, not a curated record.
GUCAGCUGUUCCUCACCUCACUGGACAGCUGCAGAUCAUGUGCAGUUAGCUGGUUUGGUGACAUCUGGGUGGACUCCUCAGAUCAGAUGCCUCCUGUGUGAGACCAACAUCUGUGGGAAUCAGGAAAAAUGAUCUGGAGGGAAGUUUGUCUCUACGUUUUGUGGGAUUUGAUCAAACGAUGCUUCUGCACUGGUCUUCAUGCGCAUAUCAUGCCAUUUUCCAGUAUGAGUCACCUGCAGACGGACCAAACUCUGUGUCCUCUAACUAAAGAUGGGAAUGACUUAUUUCCAGGUUUUUACAUAAUGACUCAGUUCAACAUUGCCGAGUUGGCGAGGAGAGGGACGGUGAAGAAGGUGCCCGGAACGACAUCUCAGCAUAUCGCAUAUAGGAUUGGCCCCGAGUUUAACUUCAGGAUAAACACCAGAUCUGCAUUUCCCACGGGGCUGCCUGAGGAAUUAGCAUUUUCUGCAACCUAUCGAAUGAGUGGAAAUACUCACAAGAAGAGUUGGAAUUUAUGGCAAAUGCAAGAUCUGAAUGGAAAUGAACAGCUUGCAGUCAGACUCAACGGGGAGGCCCUGUCGGUGGAGUUCUCUUACAGAACCCAAGAGAACAGACAGAUGACGGCUUUAUUCCCUUACCAAACACUCCUCUUCAAUUCUCAGUGGCACAAGAUUGUAUUGCUUGUCAAAAAAGGUUCUGUGAGCCUGAUAACAGACUGCACAGCAACAGAUUCACAGCAGCUGGCACCCAGAGGACAAGUAAACCUAGAUGGAUUCACGCAUAUUGGAAAAAUGAAGGACAAUUCAGCAAUAGCUGUGCCGUUUGAGCUGCAGUCAAUGCUGAUCCACUGCGACUUAAACAUCCCGCAGAGAGACACAUGUGGUGACCUUCCUGCAAGGAGAGAGAUAUCCGAGGCAGAGUUUCAGAGGGCUGGAGGCGGCCCUGCUGGUCCUCCCGGUGUGCCUGGAAUAGAUGGUAUUGAUGGUGAUAGAGGCGACACCGGUGAAGACGGUUCGGCUGGUCCUGAUGGAGAUCUUGGAAAACCUGGUUCUGCUGGACUUCCUGGAUUACCUGGAGCUGAUGGAUUGACUGGCCCCACAGGAGAACCAGGCCCCGAUGGCCCCCCAGGACAAAAGGGAGAACCUGGCAAACCUGGACCCAGAGGAGGGGCGGGUGUUGGACCUGAUGGACCAAUUGGCCCACCAGGACCAGGAGGACUUCCGGGUGAGCAGGGAAAAGUUGGACCCCCUGGAGCCAUGGGUGUGAGAGGGCCACAGGGGCCCCGUGGACCAACAGGCCCCCGUGGUGCUGCAGGGAUGCUGGGUGGAACAAUGGAAUUGUGCCCUAACGCAUGCCCACCUGGAUCUCCUGGUCAUCCUGGCUUGCCUGGAAUGAAGGGUCAUAAAGGGGUGAAAGGAGAAUCUGGAGAGCCUGGCAAACAAGGGCACAAGGGAGAGGAGGGAGAUCAGGGGGCACCUGGAGAGGUCGGAACUCAAGGCCCAACUGGGCCGCAGGGAAUUCGAGGUUCCACCGGUAUGCUUGGCUCCAAAGGAGAGACGGGGCCUCGAGGUGUUGAUGGGGACCCUGGGCCUCAAGGUGUUGCAGGAGCCACUGGGGAUCGAGGCCAGAGAGGAGUAAUGGGAGAAAGUGGCCCUAAAGGCGAACAGGGACCUCAAGGGCCAAGAGGCAACAGUGGUCUUCCAGGGCCAAAGGGAGACGGUGGUUUGCCAGGUGUGGAUGGGCGUGAGGGAAUCCCUGGCAUGCCAGGUACCAAGGGUGCUGGUGGAAAGCCUGGAAGCCCUGGGGAAGUUGGCCUUCAAGGACUUCCUGGUUUACCAGGAAGCCCAGGACCGAAAGGUGGAGGUGGGGAAAAGGGUAAUGCAGGACAACCGGGCCUCAUCGGUACUAUGGGAUCUGCAGGUAAACCGGGUGAACGUGGAGAACAAGGAGAAGGCGGACCCAUUGGGCCUAUUGGACAACCUGGAGACCGAGGAGAGCAGGGGCCACCUGGGCCAAUGGGAAAACCAGGAGCAAGAGGUCCUAAAGGUGACUUGGGCUUGCCUGGACUUCCUGGACCACCGGGCCUGCCAGGAAUAAAAGGAGAUAGGGGUGAUUCAGGAGAACCUGGACCAAAGGGAGAACAGGGCGCUCAAGGUGACGAGGGGACAGCAGGAGACAAGGGAGAUGUUGGUGACCCUGGCCAACCUGGAGCUAAAGGCGAAGUUGGUAACCUAGGGGAUCCGGGUAACAGAGGACCAGAGGGAGCCCGUGGACAGCCUGGCAUCGAGGGGCCUCCUGGUAGUCCUGGACCACGUGGCAUGCAGGGGAACAGAGGAGCUCCAGGACCUCGUGGCACACAGGGACCGGCGGGUAAAGAGCCGAGUGAUCAGCACAUCAGACAAGUGUGCAUGCGCGUUAUGCAGGAGCAGCUGGCCCAGUUGGCAGCCAGUCUGAGGAGACCAGAGUCUGGAGCGGUCGGACUGCCAGGCAGACCCGGCCCCCCUGGUCCUCCCGGACCCCCAGGUGACAGCGGCUUCCCUGGGCAUGCUGGUGCUAGAGGACUCCCGGGACUCAAAGGGCCUCCGGGACUUUUGGGUCUCAAGGGGCCGAAAGGUGAGAUGGGAGACAGAGGUCAAAGGGGACCUACGAGUCGGGGACCCAAAGGCAUGCCGGGACCUCCAGGACUACCAGGUGAACCUGGAAAACCAGGAUACGGCCAAGAUGGGCGUGAUGGAGAACGGGGUCCGCCUGGUACCCCCGGUCAGCCGGGCGUUCCUGGACCUCCUGGUUCAGCCGGACCACCUGGUUACUGCGAUCCUUCGGCCUGUAAUCUGAGCGCAGGUGCUGCCCAUCAGUCCCUCAAAGACUCUAGCAUGAAGGGACCGGGCGGAAACUAAGAACUUCACUGUUCGGGACGUUCAGAGAGACUCAGUUACAAGCUCUGAGAAGAGCACAAAACAGUAUCGCCUUUGCAGAUAGUUUUACAGCUGCAAUGCCUAAAACACCAACUUCCUGCGUACAGAAAAUGGCUACAUUUCUUGAUCCAAACAAAUGAUUUGUUUUUUUGCCCACCUCAAGUUAUCUGCUGGUGCAAAUGAACUUUCACAGAACUUAUUGUCCAUCUAGUGUUCUCCUGAAAGCCAUUUCCAAAUGUUUUUUUUUUUUUCCCUCAGCUCAUACUAAAUCUGCUCUAGGAAGUGAACAAACAUCAAUGUGGCCUUCAGACCGGAGGCCUUUUUAAUUUCUGUGUGCCAAAGAUAAACCUGCCAGAAAUAUUGAUGGUGCUGGAAGUUCAUAACCGAAACGGCUGCCAGAGACCUGCUGUCAAAAACAAAAAGGAGAGAGAAUAUAUAUAUAUAGAUAUGCUGCAAUGUAUUCUGUACAUCUAUGUAAAUGAUUUAAAUGGGGUUUUGUAAGAAAUUAACUUUCCCUGCCAAGUAACAUCGGUGUGAUUUAUUGUUCCAGGAUUGUUGAUGCAUGACCCUUUUGUGACAUAUACACUCAAGAGAAAUGCAGACGUGUCAUUUCAUGGUAUUUCUAUUUAUUUUACAUAGGUGUUCGAUGACGAAGUUUGUACAGAGAUCCAAGGGAAACACAUUUGAAUGAAUGCGAUGUUUUUAUACGAAUUCAAAAUAAACGUAGGUCUCAAACAUUCUCAUGCUUUUUCCCCUUCAAGUAACACUUUCUCAUUGAAUAGCCCGAGUGCACUUAUCGCAGCUUUUUUUUCCACACUCUUUCUCACUUAAAUAACUCAUUACGUGUCAGCGCAAAAAUGUUGGCACAAACACAUUUCGAUUGCUCUUUCAGCGUAGAUGCUAAUUUAGAGACGCAGGCAAACCGAAAUCAGCAAUUAAUCAGAAACAAAACUCAAAUGAGGGAGAUGUUAGGUUAGAAUUACAUGAAAUGUCAUUCAGUUCAAUUAAAACAUGCAUACACACUAGACAAUGGUUAAGCAUUAAGUUAAUGCAUGUUUAAUGAAAUUGAAUGUUAAUUGAAAAGAGACAUUUCAUUACCAUUUAAAGUGGACUCGAAAAGCAUUUGGAUGCUUUAAUGCAAUGGCGUGUAUCUAAAGCAAACAUUCAUUGUUAUUAUAAAUGUUUUAAACAAUAAUCAUUUAAAUAGUUCAGAUAAACAAAAAGUGCUUAAAAUGUACUCAUUCUUGAUGCAAAUGAGUUUGUUUCUUCAUCAAAACAAAGAAGUUUGGCAUUAUACUGUAUCACUUCCUCACCGAUGAAUUGUAAUUAACAAGUAAGUCCAUAGUCCUUUUGCCUGAAGGAAACUAUAUUAUAGAUAGAGGACUUGUAUUUCAACUGGACGCAACAUUUAAAUAAAACAAAAAAAACCCAAAAUACAAUGAUGGAUUUGUUUAUUGCAAACAUGCAGAUUUUUACUUCACAAGACAUAGACUGAAGAUCUGAUCUGUCAUGUGGAUUACAUCGCUAUCAACCGUUUAUACUCUCAUUCUGACGGCACCCAUUCACUGCUGAGCACCAGGAUCUACUGUAAAUUUCUGAUGAACAAAAACGCCUAUAUCUCGGACGGCCUGAAAGUCAAGCCUUUUAUUUUUAAGCAAAUGUUAAUUUUUGGGUGCACUGUUCCUUUAAGUGCCCAAAUUCUUUCUGAGGCCACUGGUCAUAUUCGCAUCUAAUGCACUCAACAAUCUAAACGACAACAAUGUAAGUGGAAUGCUGAAAGGCCGAACUUGAGCAUCCUGAAAAUGCAAUCUAAUGCGCAAUAUAGCAAAUCUUUGUACAGCCUAUAAUCUAAAAGUUAAAUAUUAAAAGGUAUUACGAUUUGGCAUAGAGUCACACAAGCAUGAGAAACACUCAAUACAGUUAAAAUAAUAUAAACAAAUAUCAUACAUCACGCAACUAUAAGCUAAACAUUCCUCAAAUCAAGUCUCUAACUCUAAAGUAAUAUUAUUGAACCAAACGUGUUAGUACAUUCGUAGUUAAACCCACAACAGUCUCCAAUAGUAAUAGUUCUCAGCUUUCUCCUACCGUUUAAACCGAAAUCCAUGCUUUUAUUGUCUCUCAUAAAGUACAUAUUGAUUCACAAUGGAUUGUGUCAGAAAAAUAUAGUUGCAUAUCGAGAGACGCGUAAGACACUACUGUUUCACGAUGAACGUUAAAUUAAAUACAUUUAUUAAAACAAAUGUACAAUUAUAUAAAUAUCCAAACCAAAUGCAUUUACACAAGCACAAAGAAAAAAAAAAAAAAAAAAAAAGGAACUGAUAGAGGAUGUAUGGUGCUGCAUCAGACCACAAUGAGCAUUCAUUCUAUUGAGAACAGAACCAUACUGAAACAGAAUCAUCUUCCAGAUAUUCCAUCAGGUGAUGCAAUGCAUAUCAGGUAGAUGUGGCGUUUUGUCUUAAGACUGUCCUUCAAGUAAGUCCACAGGUUUAGCCCUUGAGAAGAAUAUUGUAUCCACGCUACAUGUCAUUAAUAGCCCAUUUCUGUAAUUGAAACAUCUCUGGAUGAUGGUAAAACGACACAAAUAUAUUUUUAGGAUAAAUAAAAUGGUUAACGGUACUAACAAAAAAGAGAUGCUCUGAGAUGCUUACUUGGAAGGAUUCUCUGUAUACGUGUUAGACAAGCAGUUCAACCAUCUCUCACAAGAGUCAUGCCCUGAACCAAAAAUGUUUGUAACUCUCAGCAGAGGUAAUAUGGUACAUUACAUAUAGAAAUAAAAAGCAUAAAAUGAAUGAGUAAAACAGCAAAAAAUCUGUUAAGGAUUUGCUUUGUCACACUUAACUGUAGGUGCAAUAGAAAGAAAGAAAGAAAAGGAAGAAGGGAUUUCUGCAGUUCUUAAAAAAAAAUAGACCUUCCACAUAUUGAGGCCUACUUAAAUCAGAGCUUUAAUCAAGUCAUGCAAUUUGAAAAAAGUUUUGGUUUUGAUUUCUGAAACAAACAUCUAAACAUCCUUAAAUCAAGAUAUAUUACUUUGGAUGCAAACUGAACAUAACAAGGACAAAAAUUGUGACUUUAUGAUUAAAACUAGAACAAAUAUCUGUCACUGAGGUGUGAAAACUCGUUUUUCCCUUUCAGUUAAGUGUUUCAGAUUUUUCUGAGCCCAAAAAAUUGUAUUCUUCUUAUCUUACUGUAAAUUAUCUUUAGAUAUUUACCCUGGAAAUCUCAACCAAAAUAAAUGAGAAAGAACAGUACUUUCUACAGCGCGAACAGAAGUUAGUCAAAUAUUCUGCAGCAGAGCUAGUCAAGCAAUAAUAUUUUGUGUGUUUGUUUGUUUUUGUAAAAUUAAUAAAAAAAUAAAUGGAGAUCAGUUUUAAUGCCAAACUUUGAAACAUUGAUACAAGGCUAAUACAAGAUAAACUGUGUUACAUUCCACGUGUUUACUUCUUUACUUGAUCUUAAAUGUACCUUCAUAAAAAAAAAAAAAAAAAACAACUCAGAAAUCCUGGGAGAACGGAAGAAUAGAGAGAAAGCAAGAAAGCUGUAAUGGAGGAGACAGGGAAGAAUUAAAAAGUGAAAGUAGCACAAACACACUAAAAGCAGAACGUCACAAAACUGACAUCUGCCCACAUGACUCCAGCAACCUUCAUCUUCACAACGGAGGCAGAUGGAUGAAGUCAAAAGAUUCAAUGAAUCGCACGCGCCUUCGGAAAAAUCUCAUCUUACCGAUGCUGGAUCGAGAUAUUACAGACAUCUAUAAAAUAAAUAAAAACUCAAUCCAGACUGCAGUCUGAAAAUUGUACACAAAUAAAUAAACGAACAAACUGAAUUACACAGAAACAUGGUCUUAAAACACAUCGCUGCCCGUGAAAAGUAAACUAUACAAAGUUUGAUGUUAAGUGGCUUGCCAUUUGUUAAACUGUGAAUAUGUUGUCUUAUAAAAAAAAUAUUCAAGUAACAUGGAAGGACGCUUUCCAUACAAAGCAAAAGAAAUUAGAGAUAAAUAUAUUCAAAUGCAAAGAUAAAUAUAUUCAAAUGCAAAUAAAAAGCACUCCACGUCUUUUUUUGGGAAAACCAAACAAGGUAUGUGACAAAAUAUACAUACAACACCAGUAUGAAGGUGUUCAAACAGUCAGAAAAAGGAACAGAGCUUAUUUUCCUGUAAACAAUUAAAGCUUAUUAAUAUCAUGAACGGAUUUCACCUCACCAGCACUGGCCAAAACAGCAAAAUCAUACAGUUAUUUCUUUUAUCGUUGUUUGCUGUGUACAUACAAAUCUGAUACUACUUUGAAGGAUGUUUUGGACAUAACAUGGAACAUAGUUUUAUGAUUUGGAAAUAAAGACUAAAGAACAAGAAACAAUUAAGAGAUAUUUUGCAUUCAUCUUUAUAAUUUUUCUAUGUUGAUAAUUUAGAGUUUAUGAGUUAUGCGGAUUACAUAAUUUAUAUUUAAAAAUAUUUUUGAAAAUGUUUUUGUAAUAAUUAAAUAUUAGAACACUACAGUACAAAACAAAUGAAAAUUAUAUUUAACAUUAGU